Messenger RNA from Kluyveromyces lactis, 834 nucleotides. Its product is annotated as acetate uptake transporter family protein. NCBI's taxonomy places the organism in Eukaryota, Fungi, Ascomycota, Saccharomycetes, Saccharomycetales, Saccharomycetaceae. Bases 1 to 834 code for a protein of 277 amino acids. The record is from RefSeq and is a predicted model, not a curated record. Gene Ontology annotation, molecular function: acetate transmembrane transporter activity. The transcript has a single exon. Gene Ontology annotation, cellular component: plasma membrane.
AUGUCAGACCAGUCCCUAAAUGAAAAAUCGGGGGAUCAUUUCGAGAAUCAGAUGCGUAUGGCAAACCACGAUCCAUCAGAAUCUUCUGCGUACGAUGAUUUGGAAUUGCAAAAGAUUCAUACUGGCGGUGACAAUCACGAAUUCGUUUUCAUCGGUCGUCAAAAGUUCUUGAAGGAAGAUUUAUUUACUGCUUUUGGUGGUACCUUGAACCCUGGGCUAGCGCCACCUUCAACACAUAAAUUCGCUAAUCCUGCCCCAUUAGGGUUAUCGGCUUUUGCUUUGACUACAUUCGUACUUUCAAUGUUCAAUGCCAGGGCAAUGGGAAUCACGAUACCGAAUGUUGUUGUCGGUUCAGCCGCAUUUUAUGGCGGUUUGGUUCAGCUAAUUGCAGGGAUUUGGGAAAUAGCGUUGGAAAACACAUUUGGUGGUACUGCACUAAGUUCAUUUGGUGGAUUUUGGAUGUCAUUUUCUGCGUUAUACAUCCCAUUCUUCGGUGUAGCCGAUGCCUAUAAAGAACACCCAGAACAGUUCUCUUCUGCAGUGGGAUUCUUUUUGCUAGGAUGGGCAAUCUUCACUGCUGGUAUGACGGUGUGUACAAUGAAAUCUACUGUUGCAUUCUUCUCGUUGUUCUUCUUUUUGACUAUUACUUUCCUUCUUCUAUCUAUUGGUGAAUUUGCACAGAAUACCAACGUCACAAGGGCAGGUGGUGUCGUUGGUGUAAUAGUCGCUUUCAUUGCCUGGUACGACGCAUUCGCAGGUGUCGCUACGAAAGAAAACUCAUAUGUCACUGUGCGUCCUUUACCUUUACCUAAACCCCAUCACACAUUGUUUUGA